UUGGCAAUCGUUGACAACUAUGGUAUGACUAAUUUGAUAUUUGGAGUUGGAAUAGGAUUGUUCCUUAUUUUGAUUCUUUGGGCUUUGGCAUUAUUGGUAUUUAUUAUCUCUUUAAGAAUUGAAAAGAAAAUUGGUACUAUUGCUAUAUUAAUUGUUAGCAUAUGCACAAUUGUUUUAAUUGUAUUACCAAGGGCAUCAGAGAAAUUCAAUAGCACUAAUAAAAAGAUAUACGAUCAUUUAUUUAUCUGGCGUAUUUUAUUACUCGUAUUACUGUUAAUAUCAUCUAUAGUUGGUUUAGUAGGAUAUAUUAAAUUUGCAAUAACAGAAUCUAUUAGACCAAUUCGAAUAACUACUUGGGUUUUUUAA
Messenger RNA from Habropoda laboriosa, 366 nucleotides. RefSeq names its product transmembrane protein 218-like. Lineage: Eukaryota; Metazoa; Arthropoda; Insecta; Hymenoptera; Apidae. Bases 25 to 366 code for a protein of 113 amino acids. The record is from RefSeq and is a predicted model, not a curated record. The transcript is spliced from 3 exons.